Messenger RNA from Vitis vinifera (wine grape), 3731 nucleotides. RefSeq names its product putative pentatricopeptide repeat-containing protein At3g25970. Gene Ontology annotation, molecular function: protein binding; RNA binding. The transcript has 5 exons. The record is from RefSeq and is a predicted model, not a curated record. Gene Ontology annotation, biological process: RNA modification. The coding region runs from base 200 to 2296 and encodes 698 amino acids. Lineage: Eukaryota; Viridiplantae; Streptophyta; Magnoliopsida; Vitales; Vitaceae.
GCCAAAAAUCCCCACACGCUAUAAUAUUAGAAGUUGGUGUUGUAGGCGCAAGGAUCAGUUUCGCCUUUUCUUACGCAGAUUUGUCCUAGUCCUAGUGAAGCUUUUGGCAUAAAAAAGAUUGUCCUUUUGUUUUCCCUGAAAAUUUUUCCUGAGAAAAUAAAUAUUACCAGAUUUGUACUGAGAAAAUAAUCACCCAUGAAUGAGGCCAUUGCACUCACUCAGUCAAUCUUCUUUCACCGCUUUAUACAGGGCUUCAGUCAACCAUUGUUUGGCGAUCAAAUCAGGAACAACUGCAAGCAUAUACACUGCCAACAAUAUCAUAAGUGGAUACGCAAAAUGUGGAGAGAUACGUAUUGCUAGCAAGAUGUUCGGUGAAACGUCGCAACGGGAUGCUGUGUCUUGGAAUACAAUGAUUGCAGGGUUUGUGAAUUUGGGGAACUUUGAGACUGCACUGGAGUUUCUAAAAUCCAUGAAAAGAUAUGGGUUUGCGGUUGAUGGGUAUAGUUUUGGAAGUAUACUUAAGGGUGUUGCUUGUGUUGGAUAUGUUGAGGUUGGGCAGCAAGUGCAUUCCAUGAUGGUUAAGAUGGGUUACGAGGGGAAUGUGUUUGCAGGUAGCGCACUCUUAGACAUGUAUGCGAAAUGUGAGAGAGUUGAGGAUGCAUUUGAGGUGUUUAAGUCUAUAAAUAUUCGUAAUUCUGUUACCUGGAAUGCUUUGAUUAGUGGGUAUGCUCAAGUGGGUGAUCGGGGGACUGCAUUUUGGCUAUUGGAUUGUAUGGAGCUGGAGGGUGUGGAGAUUGACGAUGGGACAUUUGCUCCACUUUUGACAUUGCUUGAUGACCCAGAUUUGCACAAAUUGACAACGCAGGUUCAUGCUAAAAUUGUGAAGCAUGGGUUGGCAUCUGAUACUACUGUGUGCAAUGCCAUAAUCACAGCGUACUCAGAGUGUGGGUCCAUUGAAGAUGCUGAAAGAGUGUUUGAUGGUGCUAUUGAGACACGAGAUCUAGUGACAUGGAAUUCUAUGCUGGCUGCUUACCUAGUAAAUAAUCAGGAAGAGGAGGCAUUUCAGCUCUUCCUUGAAAUGCAAGUGCUUGGGUUUGAACCAGACAUCUAUACAUACACUAGUGUCAUAAGUGCUGCUUUUGAAGGUUCACAUCAAGGCCAAGGAAAGUCCUUACAUGGAUUGGUAAUCAAAAGGGGAUUGGAAUUUUUGGUACCGAUCUCUAAUUCAUUGAUUGCCAUGUAUCUCAAAUCACAUAGCAAAUCCAUGGAUGAAGCAUUAAAUAUAUUUGAAUCCUUGGAAAACAAGGACCAUGUCUCUUGGAAUUCCAUUUUGACAGGAUUCUCACAAAGUGGGUUAAGUGAAGAUGCAUUGAAGUUCUUUGAGAAUAUGCGAUCUCAGUACGUAGUGAUCGAUCACUAUGCCUUUUCUGCUGUCCUUAGGUCUUGCUCGGAUUUAGCAACUCUCCAGUUGGGUCAACAAGUUCAUGUCCUAGUACUUAAAUCAGGCUUCGAGCCAAAUGGAUUCGUUGCCAGUUCAUUGAUAUUUAUGUAUUCGAAGUGUGGUGUCAUUGAAGAUGCUAGAAAAUCAUUUGAUGCAACACCAAAAGAUAGCUCAAUCGCAUGGAACUCACUCAUAUUUGGUUAUGCGCAACACGGGCGAGGCAAAAUUGCACUUGAUCUCUUCUUCUUAAUGAAAGAUAGAAGAGUGAAGCUGGAUCAUAUAACUUUUGUUGCAGUUCUAACUGCAUGCAGCCACAUUGGAUUGGUAGAAGAGGGUUGGUCUUUCCUAAAAUCUAUGGAAUCUGACUAUGGGAUUCCACCUCGGAUGGAGCAUUAUGCUUGUAUGAUUGAUCUGCUUGGGCGGGCUGGGCGUCUAGAUGAGGCAAAAGCAUUAAUUGAGGCAAUGCCAUUUGAGCCAGAUGCAAUGGUGUGGAAAACACUACUUGGUGCAUGUAGGACUUGUGGUGACAUAGAAUUGGCGAGUCAGGUGGCAAGCCAUCUAUUAGAACUAGAGCCUGAAGAGCAUUGCACUUAUGUUCUACUCUCCAGCAUGUUUGGGCAUCUCAGGAGGUGGAACGAAAAGGCUAGCAUAAAGAGGUUGAUGAAGGAGAGAGGGGUAAAAAAGGUUCCUGGCUGGAGUUGGAUAGAGGUUAAAAAUGAGGUGCGUUCCUUCAAUGCUGAGGAUCGAUCCCACCCUAAUUGUGAAGAGAUAUACCUGAGAUUAGGAGAAUUAAUGGAGGAAAUCAGGAGGUUGGAUUAUGUUGCUAAUUCAGAGGUUUUUUUGCAUGAUUUUUGAUGAUGGAUAUGGUGAUUGAAAAGAGUGAUGAUUACCCUUGGUCCUAUCAUUGGAUGGUGCUUAGUAAUGGAUGGUUUGUAACUUGCAGUCAAAGGAAGAAGUGAGAAGAUAGCUUAUGAUAUACUCCUUGUGAUAAGCUCCAUCUUGGGAAACUCAUCAUCUCUCAGUUCUGAAGUAUCCCAUCAGAAGCUGAUAAGUAUGGCAAGUACUUUACAGAUCCUACUUUGGAGAAUAAUUGACUUAUGUGGUUUUCUUUCCCAUGCUCUAUGUAAUGUUGUUGCUUCUACUUGUUUUGUACUGUAAUUUUCAUUAAUCAAUUAUCAAUUAUUUUGAUGGUGAAGCACCAUUUGUUGGAGGAAAAUAAUAUUAAUAAAGUUGAACAUAAUUAAUUGAACUCUUUCACUUAAGAAAAACAUCCCUUUGGAACCCUUCUUGGUUGACAAGCUUACUAUUAUGAGGAAAAAAACUAUCACGGGAGUGAAAUGGGAAAAAAAAUCCUUACAAGCAAACUUUGUUGGAUAUAUUGGCGAACUCCACUCUUGUUCCUUGCUUCUAUAAAUCCUAUAAUGCAAUACUUGAAAUCAAUAUCUAUCUACUGAUUUUUUAAUGAGUUUGAGAUAGUUUUGGUAAUUAUGACUAUUAAUUAACUAUUUUGACCUCUUUAUAUCAAUGGUCGCAAUGAGUGGCUGCUGCUUCCUUUUAAUGGCUAAUUGUGGCAUAAUGUUCAGAUAAUGAGCUACCUUUCUGGUUCAUCUCCUUACAUAAAAAGUGGAGCAGUGUCUGUGCUAUCUGUACUGGUAUAUAAGGAUACAGAUAUUUGUACUUCAGUACCUGAUCUGGCCCCUUCUGUUUUAGCUUUGCUGCAAGGGAAAGCUGUUGAAGUUGCAAAAGUUCUUUCUUGUGUGCUUGCAUUCAAUCUUAAAAUCGUCGACGCAACUGAUUAUAGCUUUAACUGCAACUAUUUCUUUGUCAAUGGCCUCAACUUGUGUUCAUGCUAACUAUUGGUUCAACACUAAUGUAUUUCAUUGGAGCUCAUUUCAAUUGGCAUAUAUUGGUGGUAAUAGGUAAGUUCUUUUCACUUGCUCUGUAUUAAUGUGAUCUAGAGGUAGUUUUUACAGAACAACCUUCUAUCUGAUACACUGUCAGGAGCUAUUCCAGGUAUAGUACAGCUUGUAGGUCUCUCUUCAUUCCAGAGUCCCCUAUAUGGCUGGCAAAGAUUGGCCGAGAGAAUGACUGUGAACCUUAGACGAGAAAAAGGCGAUAUUUCUCAGGAAGCAGCUGAUAUAUUUUGGGCAUUUUGAACUUCAGAUUCCAUGCAUUGCUGAAUACAAGUUAAUGCCAUGAGGCCUAAAGAUUCCAUGUAAACCAAACUCUAUGCUUUGUAAUGAAUUAGACGCCAAGUUAAUGAUUUGCAGCUAUAUAGAAAUUCUAGAAA